Molecule: messenger RNA, 801 nt
Organism: Erpetoichthys calabaricus (reedfish)
Lineage: Eukaryota; Metazoa; Chordata; Cladistia; Polypteriformes; Polypteridae
Product: G2/M phase-specific E3 ubiquitin-protein ligase-like
Exons: 2
Coding region: 1-495 (164 amino acids)
Molecular function (GO): ubiquitin-protein transferase activity
Source: RefSeq, a predicted model, not a curated record
AUGAAACAUGACAGUGACAACUAUUUUUUUAAUAGAUUCAAAGAUGGAUUGUCAACCCUCAAUGUGCUUCAGAAAAUUAUAGAAAGUCCAUCAGCGUUUGAACCUUAUUUGUGCUUCAGUACUCAAAGUCUCAGCUCUGAGCUCAUUGAAAGCAUCUUCAGAGUUGAAUUUAGUGUGGCGGGUAGCAACAAGAGACGCGAAGAAGGAAGGAUAGCAUCUUACUGGGCAGAUUAUCUGCUAGAUAUUGAAGGUAACAUCUCGUCUACAGAUCCAACUUUAGAAGAUAUUGUCAUGUUUGCAACAGGACUGAAGAUGAUUCCACCACUGGGAUUUGAGCCAAGGCCAACAAUAAAAUUCCUGCAUGAUAAUUCCCCGUUUCCAACUGCCAACACUUGCAGCAAUACAUUAUGCUUGCCACUACAUUCAUCAUAUGACAGUUUCAAAUUUCAUAUUAGCUUUGGAAUUUUGAAUUCUCCAGGCUUUGGGCUUUAUUGAUCAACAAUUUGUUUAUCUUUAAAUGCAAAAUGCUGUUUAAUUGAAAGGCAAUUUAUUGAUGUUGGCUGACUGUUUUAUUAAUAAGGUUGACAAUAUAAAUGAAGUAUUUUGCACAUACAAAGUAUACAUUGUUCCAAGCUAUUGUUACUGCUGGUGGUUAACAGAUUGAAGUUCUUCAGUCAAAAUUUCUGUACUUUAUGGCAAGCCAAAUUAACAUUUAGUGAUAUCUCAAAAUGAAUUACAGAUAUCUAAAAAUGCAUCUAUUUUAAGAAAUCUAAAAAGCAUUUUAUGAUAUUUCAAAUAGAU